Kalmanozyma brasiliensis GHG001 is the source of this 486-nucleotide messenger RNA. RefSeq lists its product as uncharacterized. The coding region runs from base 1 to 486 and encodes 161 amino acids. Lineage: Eukaryota; Fungi; Basidiomycota; Ustilaginomycetes; Ustilaginales. The record is from RefSeq and is a predicted model, not a curated record. The transcript is spliced from 2 exons.
AUGUCGACGCCAAGCAUCACCCUCACGCACGCGUUCACGCUCAAGCUGCCUGUCGCUGCAGCGCUUUCGAUCCCUGGCACGCCCGUCGGUGACCGAUCUUACAUCCCCGUCGUCGAGGGCGGUACACUCGAAGGUGAAGGCAUCUCCGCCAAGGUGACCCCAGGCGGAGACUGGGCCAUCGUCAAAGAUGGCUACGGAAAGCUUGAUGUUCGAGUCCAUGCCAUUACGCCGGACAACGAGGUGCUUUACAUCCAGUACUCGGGCCAUUUGGAGGUAACUCCGGCAGUUGGGAAGAUCCUUGGCGCAGAUGCAUCGGCCAAAUCCACCAACUUCGAUGAUCAAUAUCUGCUUACGACUCCGGUGAUCGAAGCUCCGGCCAACUCGAAACACGCCUGGGUGAACAGGACCGUCUUCGUAGGCAAAGGCCGGUUCGAAUUGGACGGUAACACCGUGACCGUCAUCUAUGAGCUAUUUAAGGCAAAGUGA